AUGUCCGUGCUUAAACUGCUUAUCCUUCUCAGUAGCCAUUUUAUUGUCUCAAACCAGUUAAUCUGCCGCAGACCCCGGUAUCACAACUGGCGUUCACAGUCAAUGAACAUCACCUUGAGAUUGUCUCUCAAGGAGAACACCUGCAGGAAUGUGAAUCAAUGCUGGAAUAGUAUUUUGGAAAGUCCACAAGUGCCCUGGAUGGAUCAGACAUAUGCAUUUCCUCAAUUAUGCCCCAUAGAGAUCCAGUUGGGAGAUGCACUGUUUGUCUUCACCGACCCAAACCUAGAGCAAUAUGGAAUCAAUCUUAUUCAGGUAUCAAAAGAAGAAUUUGACAGUUGUUUUAGUGAGCAUGUACAGGAGCAAGAUGUUUUUGCCAGCUGCAUGAAUGGUAGCAUGCAUUUGGACUCAAAGUGGCUUUCCCCUGGUGUUCAUUAUUUUGCUGCUUCUCAUAAAGGCAGUAGCCAUUUAUGUCAGCUUGGCCUCCGCUUUAGUGUGCUGGUCAAAGAGCAGCACUGUCAGAGCGCUCCACAUCUACACCUGUGUUCAGGCAAAGGUGUUUGUAGGGCAAAAACUGGCCAGGUUGCAUAUGCUUGUCUGUGCCACAAGCCUUUCUCUGGACCAUAUUGUGAAGCUUUGGACAUGUGUUCUGAAGGUCCGUGCUUAAAUGGUGGAACCUGCAUAAGCAAUCACUCUGCUCAACUAAGUCAGUCUUCUUACCAUUGCUUGUGCCCAUCAGCAUUUACAGGUAUUAACUGCUCUGAAAUCUUUGGCCAAAACAACUGUAUCAGGUGCUGCAGAGAUGGGAUAUGCCUACUAUUGUCCCCAAACUCCUUUCGGUGUGAAUGUUCUAUUGGAUAUACAGGCACAUUCUGCACAGUGAAGAAAGGCCCCUGCAGUUCACAGCCCUGUAGGAACGGAGGCAAAUGUGAAGAACAUGGUGAAAAGUACAUUUGCAUGUUCCCAGAAGGCUUCACUGGUUCCAGUUGUGAAGUGAUGCUGGAACACAACUGCAUAAACCUCGGCUGUCAGCGGGAACAAGCACUGAAUCUUCCAUUUAUGUACUGUAGAUGCCAUAGAGGAUUUUCUGGGAAGAAGUGUGAGGAUAUAAUUGAUUUUUGCAGGCUGCACUUGGUUAACUGUUAGAAUAAGGGAUUGUGUACACACCUAAUUGCUAAAUAUGAUGCGAUUUGCGCUCAAGGUGUGAUAGAGGGACUUUGUCAAUAUAAAGCCUGCUUGAUUUACCCAAACCGGUGCUUGAAUGGAGCUACAUGCAUCAGCACGAGUCAACCGACUACACAUCCUCUUUACAGAUGCACAUGUUCCCCAGGCUUGACUUGGUUGAACUGUGAGGUGAAUAUGAAUGCAGGCACAUUACCAAACAUUGCAUGUCCUGCAGGAACGCUGUGUGUGCCGACCCCUGAGCACAUGCAAUAUAUGUGUCUCAGACCAUGUCCCAACACCAUACAGGUGUGUAUCAAUGAGAAAAGGUGUUUCAUAAACAGUACCAGAAAUUACAGCUGCAUUUGUGCACCAGGAUGGACAGGACCAAACUGUUGGGUUAAUAUAGUAUACUGUGCUCAGCAUUGGUGUUACAAUGGAGCCACUUGUGUGGAUGGAGUUGCCGGGUACAGAAUGACUGGUUUCUGCAUUAGAAAUUCCACCUGUGUUGACCUACCAGAGGAUUAUGUAUGCGUCUGCCCCAAGGGAUUCGCUGGUGAGUGCUGAUGCAAUCAGUAUGUAACUGAAUGCACAUCGCUGAGUGAAGCGUGUCAAAAUAAUGCCACUUGCUAUAUAGAGAAUGGAGACUUUCAUUGCAGAUGCCCACCAGAGAACCAACAGACCUAUACUGAAGUUAAAACCUCAUUUGAGGAACACAGCAGAGUAAAUUCACCAUGCGAACAACCGAGAGGCAGUUUGAAGUGUUUGUGUCUUCAUGGCUGCAUGGGGCAGCUGUGUGAAACUCCCAUGAGGCACUAUGUGAAAGGAUCGUACUGCUGUGGAUCAACGUGGUUAACUGGGCAAUUUUGUGAGAUCAACAUUGAUGAGUGUGCCAAUAAGCCCUGUGGAACAGUCAGCAUCUGCAAAGAUGGCAUUUCUGCCUACCACUGUUUCUGCGCACCUGGAUUUAUUGGCGUUAACUGUGAGAUUGAAGUAAACGAGUGUCUAAGUCAGCCCUGUAAAAAUGGAGCAUCCUGCUUGGACAAGCUCGACUCCUUCAGCUGUGUCUGUCCAGACGGAGUCACGGGCAUUUUAUGUGAAACAGACAUCGACGAAUGCCUGUCAUCUCCAUGCCUGCACGAAGGCACAUGUGUGGAUCUGACUGAUGGGUUUAUAUGCAUUUGUCCUCCUGGAUUCACCGGACCCGUGUGCGAGGUGGAUAUUGACAAGUGCAGCUCUUCUCCUUGCAAGAAUGAAGCCACUUGCCGAGACCAGGCUGGUAAUUACCGGUGCCAAUGUGUAGAUCUAUUUAAAGGUUUUCAGCUGUGCAAGUUUCCGCCAUGUGAAGUUAAUAAUCCAUGUGAGAACGAGGCUGAGUGUGUGGAUGAAACUGACUUGGACCGCUUCCCUUUGGGAUUCCAGUGCCGCUGCCUCCGAGGCUUCACUGGCCCUCACUGUGAGCUCAAUGUCGACGAGUGCAACUCUAACCCCUGCGUCCACGGCUUCUGCUAUGACGUUGUGGAUGGCUUUUACUGCCUUUGUAACCCGGGUUAUGCUGGAGUGAGCUGUGAGAAGGACAUCGACGACUGCAUUAGCAAUGUGUGCGAGAACAACUCAACUUGUAUCGACUUCCAUCUGAGUUACCAGUGCGUCUGUGACCUGGGUUGGGAGGGCAUGUUUUGCGAGAGGGAGACAAAUGAGUGUGCAUCAAACCCGUGCAAAAAUAAUAGCACCUGCACCGACCUGUUCAACGCCUACAGGUGCACAUGUCCUCCUGGCUGGACUGGUCCUGACUGUGGAGAGGAUGUAAAAGGUUGUAUCUCGGGUCCUUGCUUUAAUGGGGCCCUGUGUGUAGAAUCAGAUGACCCUAGCAAGUUCUCCUGCACCUGCCCUCCCUUCUUCACCGGCUCCCUCUGCACGCUGCCCUACAACCCCUGUGACGUGAAGAACAACCCCUGCCUGAACAACUCCACCUGCCGAUCCAGACCAGAUGGCUCAGCCAAGUGCGUCUGCCCUGCAGGGAUUGAGGGAUCUCGCUGUGAUAUUGACACCAACGAGUGUGGCUCCAGCCCAUGCCAAAACCAUGGCCAUUGUGUCGACAUGGUCAACAAUUACUACUGUAACUGUAAACCUGGAUUCUCAGGUCAGCAUUGUGAGGAAGACAUCAACGAAUGUGCGUCCAACCCCUGCCAAAACCAUGGCGUCUGUCAAGACCUAGUGAACAGCUUCCGAUGCUCCUGUCUGCCUGGAAAGAGUGGGACUGUGUGUAAUCUGGAAGUGAAACAGUGUGAAUCUUCGUCUUGCCUCCAUGACGGUGUGUGUGUCAACAAUCCCAGAGGUUUUGUGUGUGUGUGCCGGCAUGGAUACACUGGCACACACUGUGAGCUGAACGUGGAUGAGUGCACCUCAAAUCCGUGCCAAAAUGGUGGGAGGUGUGUUGACGGCCCCAGUGGGUACCACUGCCUGUGUUCCAGUGGCUUCACGGGCUCGGACUGUGUGAGCAACAUUGACGAAUGCGCCUCAGACCCCUGUGUUCAUGGCAGCUGUUCAGACGGCAUCGACGCAUACGACUGUCAAUGUGAGAAUGGAUGGAGUGGCCGCAGAUGCGAAACUAAUAUGGACGAGUGUGAGUCUCAACCUUGUUUGAAUGCUGGCUUCUGCGUGGACCUCGUAGACAAAUAUGCCUGUAUAUGCGCCAGAGGCUACAGCGGGACACAAUGUGAAGUCGACUUGGAUGCGUGCCUGGAUAUGCCUGUGAAUUCCUCUCAAUGUUUUAACGGUGGAACUUGUCUGGAUGGCCCUGGGUACAGUUUUACAUGCAGAUGUCAAGCGGGUUUUGCUGGGGAUUUCUGUGAGCUGGAUGUGAACGAGUGCUGCUCAAAGCCUUGCUUACACGGCGGCAUCUGCCAAGACCUCAUCAAUGGGUACCUGUGCCACUGCCGACCCGGUUGGACAGGCCUUCGCUGUGAGGAUGACAUUAAUGAGUGCCUGCCGCAGCCAUGCAACCAGGGGAUGUGCAUCCAGAACGAACCAGGCCACGGCUACUCCUGUUUCUGUCAGCCGGGAUUUGUGGGUAGAAACUGUGAGUAUAAUUAUAAUGACUGCUUGCUGUGGCCGUGUCCUGAUGGCUUCACCUGCGUGGACGGCGUCAACAGUGCGAGCUGUGUUGCCGUGGAGACCAAUGUGACCUCAGAACCUGCUGUUUUCCUCACUCACACUGAACAAGCAGCAGAUAUCACCUAUGGGAGAUAUUCUGGCACUUCAUUCCUGGAGUUUGAGGGCAUUAAUCUCAGUGCUGUGAGUAAUAUCACAGUAAGGUUUCAGACUCGCUCAGUGAAUGGAACACUCCUGUAUGUCGACCAAGGAGCUGGCUUCUUUUUUAUCAAGCUCUACCUUAACAAUGGAAGUUUAAAGUAUGAUUUUUCAUGCAGCCAAGAAGAGGAGAUUCAUAGCAUUAAUACCGAAGGACAGGUCAAUGAUGGCAAAGAAUAUGUGGUGCACAUUAGACAGUAUCUUGCUCCGUGUGAAGCAGAGGUGGCUGUGUCUGGCUUUCAACAUGCUCAAAGCAAUCCAAUCAAUUACUGGUCAGGAGUAACUUUACAUACAACUGGCCACGCUUUUGUCGGAGGUCUGCCUCUCACUUACUCUUCAUAUAAGGGAGCUGAGACUUUAUACAACUACACUGGAUGUAUUGAAAUAAUUGAAAUUAAUAAGCUCAGAGGAUUUCACACUUCCAAUGCCAUUGCUGGGAACAACAUUGAAAACUGCAAGUCUUCAUGGUGUCAGAACACAUAGGUCGGGGUUCGAUUCCCGCCUCCUGUAUUUACCCCAUUUGAUAUUAUCCCCAGAGGAGCAGGCAGCAUCAGUCUUCUGCCAACCGUGCACUCACUGGCAUGCUCUGAUGAGCCAUGUCUCAAUGGUGGCGUGUGUCAUCCUCUGUCCAUGCCAAGUGGUGCUGCAGCAUUCUUCUGUAACUGCCCUCUCCAUUACACCGGCCGUCUGUGUGAGAAAGAAAUCUUGAUAUUAUUCCCUUUAUUUAGUGGCUCUUCAUACCUGGAGCUUGAACCCUUUACUUCACUGUACACAAGCUCUGAGACCACAUCGUCUGGAGACACAGUUAGCGUUUAUAUAACAGUGAAAGCGAAGGCUCCCAAUGGGAUUAUCCUUUACACGGAGGAGCAGAAGUUUGGGGAUCGUUUUCUCCAUCUGUUCCUUCAGGAUGGAUAUCCAGGUGCCAGAUUGGGCUGCAGUGGCAGUGAUGUUUUGAAAGUCCUUUCCAGUCAAAUAAUUGAAAAUAACACUGUGGAGCCAAUAAUAGUGAGAUAUCGGUUGCCUGUCAGCAGAGACGGAGGGUUGUGCAUGAUUGAAAUAGCUGCGGCUAAUGGAACCGCUAAUCGAUCACAGAAAUAUGUAUCUGAACCCUCGUCUGAGGUUGUGUUUGGACCCACUUUCCUGGGUAGUGUGCCAUUUCCUUCCAAGCUGCAUGACAGCAUUGGCAAUGUCUCUGGCUUUGUGGGCUGCAUCAUGGAGCUUCAGGUCAACUCUAGAGAACUUCACAUGAUGGAAGAGGCUUAUCAUGGCCAACACAUCCACAACUGUGAUACAACAAAGUGUCAGCACCAACCAUGCAGAAAUGGAGGCACCUGCAUCAGUGAUGCAGAGACCUGGUUCUGUGUGUGUCCCCUGCUCUACUCAGGCAAGCUGUGUCAGUUCAGUGCCUGUGAACGCAACCCAUGUGCCCACGGCGCCACCUGCGUCCCCAAGAGCCCAUUGGAGGCAGUGUGUCUGUGCCCGCAUGGAAGGCAAGGCCUCCUGUGUGACAGGGCCAUCACAAUUACUCGACCCAGAUUUAGUGGUCUUGAUGAGUUUGGAUACUCGUCCUACAUGGCGUACCCAUCUAUUUCCAGCAUGAGCUACUUCUAUGAGUUCCGGCUGAAACUGACAUUUUCCAAUAACAGCACCGCCAUGAAGAAUAACCUUAUUCUCUUCUCUGGACAGAAAGGACAAGGGAUCACUGGAGAUGACUUCUUAGCCUUGGGGGUGAGAAACAGACGAAUCAUCCAUAAGUUCAACCUCGGUUCCGGGGUGGCUACUAUCAUUAGUGACCCCCUAGACAUGAGGAUCAAAAUACACACCGUGCGCUUUGGACGAUAUGGAAGGAAUGGAUGGAUGAAGGUUGAUGGGAAAAGGAAUAAGACGGGGUCGAGUCCCGGUAAUCUGGCAGCUCUGACCACCUUUAGUCCGCUCUACGUGGGCGGCUUCAGCGAACACAUCCCUGAGAUGAUGCCUUUGGGUGCCAGAUUCAAUAACAGCUUUCAAGGAUGCAUUUUUGACGUGCAAUUCCGGACCAGACAUGACAGGAAGUUCCACACACUGGACAGGCCAGAAACCCAGCCUGUAUCUUCUCGCAGUGUGGGUCAGUGUGGGGUCUCUCCAUGUCGUCUGCUUUCUUGUCACAACGGUGGCACCUGUAUCGACUCUGGAUCCUCUGUGUACUGCCAGUGUGGGUCUGGAUGGAAAGGUGCUCUCUGCUCUGAGAAAGUGUCCUUCUGCGAUUUGGAACACGUCCCGCCUCCCUCGUGUGCCCGUGGUUCUACAUGUGUUCCACUUCCUGAAGGCUACAGCUGUCAGUGUCCUCUAGGCACCGGUGGCAAGCUCUGCCAGGAAGCUUUGUCCAUCAGCGACCCAUUUUUUGAAGCUAACCAGUCUUCCUGGAUGGCCUUUCCCCUCAUACCCAUGAGACACAGAACACACCUUCUGCUGCAGUUCAAGACAAUUUUGUCGGAGGGCAUCUUGUUCUACGCAGCACAGUAUCCGAGAGCCCAAGCCGGUGACUUCAUCAGUCUCUCUUUGUCCAGAGGAUUUGUUCAACUCCGCUACAAUCUUGGUGACACAACAAUUGUCCUACAGUCUCCGAACAGAGUGGACCCCAUAGGUAGCACAUGGCACACAGUGAAAGCUGGAAGAGAGGGAAACCAAGGUUAUCUGGUUCUAGAUGAUCACAGUGUCAUUCGUAACACCUCUAAGGGCAUGACUACUCUGGAUCUCUCCACUGAAGUUUUCAUUGGCGGUGUGUCUGUCAUGAAUACUGUUUCCCCAGAUGCAGUGGAGAAAGAGCCAACUGGCUUCAGCGGGAGUAUUCGUGAAGUUAUCAUUAAUGGUCAUGAGCUUGAUCUCACAGAGAGAGGGGCUCUGCAAGGGGUGAAUGUGAAGGAUUGGGAUGGUACACAGUGUGGGUACAAAGUGUGUAGGAAUGGUGGUUACUGCAAAGCAGACAGCCAUGAUUCGUUCAUUUGCAUUUGCCCUGCAGAAUGGACGGGCACAUACUGUGAGCAAUCUAUUUUUUGCAUAGGUGCUCUGUGCCAACACGAUUCUCUCUGCAUUCCAAACAUUACAUCAGCCACAUAUUUCUGCAUGUGUGGCCUCGGAUGGCAAGGUACCUACUGCGAGCAGCGAGUGUCCAUAAGAACCAUUCACUUUGUUGGGAAUUCAUACUUAAAAUACAGAGACCCGAAGUAUAACGUGAGAGACUUAACAUACACGCACUUAUCAUUUAAUCUCUCAGCGAGCUCAGGAAAUGGACUGAUUCUGUGGAUGGGCCAAGCAGAGAGUGAAGAUGAUGAUUAUCUUGCUGUUGGACUUCAGAACUGUCAACUCAAAAUUGCUGUAAACCUUGGCGAGAAGAUUGCCGUUCCUCUCGUUUCCCGAAACACAACCCUGUGCAAUGACGAAUGGAAUUACAUAUCUAUCACUCUUAAUCACACCGUCAUCCAAGUGUAUGUUGAUGAAAAGAAGGUUAUGUUUGAAGAUAUAGACCCCUUUGAGCACUAUGUUUCCAUUAACUAUGGAGGUGUUUAUUAUUUCGGAGGCUUUGAACUGAACAGAGAUCUAGGAUGGGUUACAUCUGGUCUCUUUACAGCAGGGUUUGUAGGAAGUAUCAAAGAUGUUCUGUUAUAUCAUGACACAGGUUUGAUGCAGCUUCUAGAAACAUCUGAGGGGUUUAAUGUUUUUCAACAAGACGAUAAAUAAAGAUAAUGUUGUAUUUUACGAUAAUAAUUAUCUAUUAAUAAUAUACUGCUUUAUCUAGUGGAGCUUGUGGAGUUUGUGGAGAUCUAACCAUCACACCCAUACAUGCUUUUUGAAUAUCCCAUUGCAGAUUUAGUCCCCUUUUGCUGUUAUAAUACCCUUCAAUCUUCUGGGAAGGUUUUGGACUAGAUUUUGUAAUAUGGCUGUUUGCCCCUUCUGUCACUAGAACAUUAGUGCUGAGGCCUGGUGUUCAGUCCGUGUUCCAUUU
Messenger RNA from Tachysurus vachellii, 8452 nucleotides. RefSeq names its product eyes shut homolog (gene eys). Gene Ontology annotation, biological process: establishment or maintenance of epithelial cell apical/basal polarity; heterophilic cell-cell adhesion. NCBI's taxonomy places the organism in Eukaryota, Metazoa, Chordata, Actinopteri, Siluriformes, Bagridae. Gene Ontology annotation, molecular function: calcium ion binding. The record is from RefSeq and is a predicted model, not a curated record. Gene Ontology annotation, cellular component: protein-containing complex; plasma membrane.